Adineta ricciae is the source of this 1713-nucleotide messenger RNA. The record is from the annotation of a GenBank genome assembly. Lineage: Eukaryota; Metazoa; Rotifera; Eurotatoria; Adinetida; Adinetidae.
AUGUCGAAAGCUAUUAUCAGUUCGAUAUGUUUGUUAUUAGUUGUUUUUGUUCCAGUUAUUGACGGUCGGAUAGCACGAUUGGGAGAUGGUGCUAAUGGUGGUGUGGAUUGUGCAGUUUGUUCCAUUGUCUUAGGUCUUGUUGAUAAACUUUCCAUUGUUUAUAAUACGAGUAUUGUCAAUUCGCUUGAACGACUCUGCUCAAUUCUACCAGGUGAAUAUAAGGUAUACUGCAAAGUAGCGGUAGAUUUUCUCGGUCCUUAUAUUGUGGAUGGUUUUAUCAAAGGCGACAAUCCUGAUGUUAUCUGUCAUAGUCUGAAACUAUGCCAUGAUACGCCCGGUCAACCAAAAUGUCGUAUCUAUCCGACAAAUUCUGGCAUAUCAAUACCGGAACGAGCAAAGAAUCUUCGAGAACGGCAUCCAUUGGUUAACCUUCUUUUGAUGAAGUCGAAAAUUUGCGAUUUUCCAGGUAUAAAAGAAAUUUGUAAAAUUCUUGAAAACGUUUUCAAUAACCACCUACCUCUGGUCGAUCUCGAUCACGAUAAAUUUGGUGUCGAAACAACACUACGCGGUAGUUCAUGGCGAGGCAAGGAUUGUGACGAUGCCUCUGCUAAAGUUCAUCCUGGUGCACGUGUUGCCAACAGUGAUUCAAUUAUUGAUCACAACUGUAACGGUAUUUUUGGCAUGGAUUCAGCAACAGGCUUGGCUUGGGAAGAUAAAUUCUGUAACGAUUCACAACGUUUAGGUAUCGCUGUGUUAGGUGAUUCAAUUUCAGCACAUUUCCAUAUUCCUGAACAAUGGCUUGAUGCUCGCGAAUUUUCCGAAGCUGCUUUCGAACAUCUAGGCUUCAUUCUAGAAAAUGAACUUGAUUGGCCACAAAUGUCAGCUAGUACAGGUCACGUCAAUGUUUCUUGGCCAAAUAUUGAAGGUCCUGUUCGAUCACUCUACAGUCGUCUAUUCGAACUUGAUCAUUGCAAUCAUCGAGAUUAUCAAAAUAUUGCUGUUAACGGAGCUCGUAGUGGAGCUAUGCUCGAUAUCAUGAAAUCAUUAUCACGUGAUCCCCAAAAUGAUGUACCGCUACUCGUUAUCUACUCUUUAGUUGGCAAUGAUGUUUGUAAUGGUCAUCCCGACACAUUUGAUCAUAUGACAACCGUUGAAGAAAUGCGUCAGAAUGUAUAUAAUGCUCUUGAACGUCUGGAUACAGUUUUACCCAAAGGUAGUCAUGUAGUAACAACUGGCCUGGCUAAUGGUAGUAUGUUAUAUGACCUUUUGCACAAUCAUAUUCAUCCAUUCGGUCGUGUUGGUGUUCCACUUACAUAUCCUCAAAUGUAUGAUUAUCUUUCUUGUUUACAAAUUUCACCAUGUAAUGGGUGGUUAACGUCAAAUGCUACACUUCGUGAUUUGACAACACAACAUGCUGUUGCAUUAUCAGCUGCUGUACGAAAUGCUUCAUUAAGUUAUCAAUCACGUAACUAUGAUAUCGAUUAUCUCGAUUUUCCAUUCGAUGCAGUCAUUCAAGAAUGGGUUGCUCAGGGUGGUCAACCAUGGCAAAUUAUUGAAAGUGUCGAUGGAUUUCAUAUCAAUCAAUACGGUCAUGCUCUUGUUUCUGACGUUCUCUGGGCAUGGUUACAAAAAGAAAAACCACAUUGGCUACCAUCUGUUAAUCCACACAAUGCAGACAUUGAACGUGUUUUCAAAGAUCAAGGUGGAUAUUAA